GCUUGUUUGACUCAAAAGCAGAGAAGGGGUGGAGGAGAAGGUGAAGAACAAGUAGAUCUGAGUGUGAAGCAAAUCCUCCCUAAGUUUUCAACUUUCAAUCAAAGGGUCCUCAAAAAUGCUCUGAACCCUCUUCUUCUUCUCCUUUUCUGCCUCCAUAAACACUAUCAGAGAAUGCCUCGUCCUUCUUUUCACAAGCUUAUUCUCCCCACCACCCUCCAAUCCAGACAACUGAGGAUUCCAGAUAAUUUCCUGAGGAAAUAUGGGGGGCAACUUUCUACAAUUGCUACCCUGACUGUUCCUGAUGGUAAUGUUUGGCGUAUAGGUUUGAAAAAGGCAGACAACAGAAUUUGGUUCGUUGAUGGUUGGCAAGAAUUUGUUCAACGCUACUCCAUUGGCAUUGGAUAUUUCUUGGUAUUCAUGUAUGAAGGGAAUUCAUCUUUCAUUGUUCAUAUUUUUAAUUUGAGUACUUCUGAGGUAAAUUAUCAAUCAGUCAUGAGAAACCGUAAUGAAGGGCCUUGCUUUGCAAAUUAUCAUCAUAUUUUUGAUGAAAUGGAAGAUGUAGACUCCUUUGAUUUGUCGGAUUCGUCAACUCCAUACCUUACGUCUGGUGCAUUGCAAAACAAGGUUUUUGCUGGACCUGUGAAUCAAAUGACACCUGGGAAGAGUCAUACUCCAGCUUUGCAGAAUUUGUUUAAUGGUGGGUCUAAACUUAAUCGCGUAAACUGGGGAGAUAGUGGAAGUGUUUUUCCUCCAAAGGGUGCCAAUUCGCAAGACCAUCCAUCAACCAGAGACAUCGGUGUUCAGUUUAAUGCUAUUGAGUUUAAAAGGUCUACUGAAGAAUUGAAAUUGCGUUUUUCCAAUGAGGAAGGGGUUAAUAAGACUGCAACUGCAAGAAAGAAGCGGAAAGUAGAUCCCAAUGGUGAGGAACCCUCUGGUGAAAAUGAAGAUGAGGUAGAAAUGCGCUACAGGUUUUAUGAAAGUGCAUCUGCAAGAAAAAGAACCGUGACAGCAGAAGAAAGAGAAAGGGCAAUUAAUGCAGCAAAAGCAUUUGAACCACCUAAUCCUUUCUGUCGAGUUGUCCUGCGACCCUCCUAUUUAUACAGGGGAUGCAUAAUGUAUUUGCCUUCGUGCUUUGCCGAAAAGAAUCUCAACGGGGUUUCAGGAUUCAUUAAACUUCAGAUCUCCAAUGGGAGACAAUGGCCAGUUCGCUGCCUUUAUAGAGGAGGUAGAGCAAAGUUAAGCCAGGGAUGGUUUGAAUUUACAUUGGAGAACAAUUUGGGGGAAGGUGAUGUAUGUGUGUUUGAGCUGCUUAGAAUGAAGGAGGUUGUGCUGCAAGUUACUGUAUUUCGAGUAACUGAGGAUGCUGCAGGGUUGAUGAACCCUUCCCCUAUGCAACAGCAGGGCCAAAAUGUGAGUCACACUAAACUCUUGAACCCUCACUUGCAGCAUCGCGUCAGCACAACCAAAUUGGUCAGAAAUUAGCAGGAAGAGUUAAUUCCUGAUAGCCACUAAACUGUGUUAAGUAGCUCCUGUUUCUGGGUGAUCUGUUGUUCAUCUAAUUUCUUCACUUGGAACUUUGAUGCUUUACAUGUCCAUAAACAUUUGAACCUAGUUAUUGUAGUUUUGAUACAAAUUUCUUUUGUUUUUGACUUGGGUUGUACAUAGAUUGUUCAAUCUAGUUGAUCAAAGACCGAGUCGUAAUGCUUGUCCUAGUGCUAUUGAUGAUGUCUACUUUACUGUGUGUUUCUUCUACUGAUUGCUGAAAAUAUGUUUU
Molecule: messenger RNA, 1774 nt
Organism: Abrus precatorius (Indian licorice)
Lineage: Eukaryota; Viridiplantae; Streptophyta; Magnoliopsida; Fabales; Fabaceae
Product: B3 domain-containing transcription factor VRN1-like
Exons: 4
Coding region: 172-1482 (436 amino acids)
Molecular function (GO): DNA binding
Source: RefSeq, a predicted model, not a curated record